AUGCUCAAGCAAAUGGCAGCAACAGCAAGUCAUGAUAUUAAGCUGCUGGGCUCACGUCCUAGCCCAUUCGUAAACCGGGUUCAAUUUGCCCUCAACCUCAAGUCAAUAGAGUAUGAAUUCAUCCAGGAGAAUACAAUGGCGAAAAGUGAACUCCUUCUGAAAUCAAACCCUAUUCACAAGAAGAUCCCAAUUUUCUUCCAUGGCGAUAAGCCCAUUAGUGAAUCACUCGUAAUUGUUCAAUACAUUGAUGAUGCCUUUCCAGAUGGUCCCUCCAUCCUUCCCUCCGAUCCUUUCGACCGGUCAAUGGCCCGGUUCUGGGCUGCUUAUAUCGAGGACAUGGUAGCACUGAAAUUUAGUUGA
This is a messenger RNA of Oldenlandia corymbosa var. corymbosa, 360 nucleotides long. The record is from the annotation of a GenBank genome assembly. NCBI's taxonomy places the organism in Eukaryota, Viridiplantae, Streptophyta, Magnoliopsida, Gentianales, Rubiaceae.